Messenger RNA from Mesorhabditis belari, 1323 nucleotides. Lineage: Eukaryota; Metazoa; Nematoda; Chromadorea; Rhabditida; Rhabditidae. The record is from the annotation of a GenBank genome assembly.
AUGGCUGGUCCAUCAAGAUCCAGUUCACGAAAGCCAAAAGAACCAAAGAGGGCGUCGUCUUUGGAUAAACCUGCACAGACGAUCCACAAACCAAAUCAUCGUUUCGAUGCUAGCCAGCGCAAUAAAGACAACUCACAGCGAAGUAAAUCGCUAAAGGAAACUCGUGAUCGUAAUAGCAAAUCAGUAUCAUUGAGCCAUAACUCAAAACACAAGGAGGUAGCGGCUAAAAGCAAGAGUUUGAGAGAUCCUCGUGCUUCAUCACUGGAGAAGAAUCGUUCAUUUCACGUCCUUUCGCUCGCUAAAUGCACUACAGAAGUUCCAUUCGAAUCAAAAACUGGACAAGACGUAUCGGGAAAGGUUAUCACGGCUAAGGCGUUGAUGGACACGAACAUCCCUCUUGGACCACAAAUUACAUCACUGCCACAUCUCCGCGGUUUAUGGGUGUCAGCUGGACGUUCGAUUGCGCGUAAACGCCUAUUGAUUGUCAUGCGAUCGGUUGAGAGAAUGGAUCGUGUACAUGGAGAAAAGUGGAUGUCGACCGAAAUCGUUAAUGGAUGGUCUAUAUCCGACCGAAAGCUAUUGCCGUUAGUGAUACAGAAAUUUCCGUUUAGCAACAACCCUCCUAUCACAAAGCUUGGUCGUCAUCAAGCCCAAUUGGUGAUGCGCGCUAUCAUGCUACGUGGUUUGAGGCCAAAAAAGAUUAUUUGUAGCCCGGCUUUACGUUGCGUUCAAACUGCUUGUGCAAUGGCUAACUACGCUAAGGGCAUAGGUGCAAAAGUUUGCAUCGAGCCUGGACUUUUUGAGCCUUUCGGAUGGUACCGAGGGAAUGGGAUGCAAAUUCUACCUCCUUCGAAAUUGUCGACUUUUGUCGACCUCGGAUACCCGAUUGAUCAGGAUUACAUGCCAAUUGUGCGUGACACAUAUUUUGCACGUAAUGAGACGGAGUUGGAGGCUCGUCAACGAAUCGAUCUUGUGCUUAGAAAUCUUGGUCUGUCAUAUUUGGAAGGUCCUUUGUUGAUUGUGGGUCAUGCCGUUACACUUCAUACUGCGUUUUUGAUGGGUAGGUGUCAGCCACCCGAAGAUCCAGACGAUCCAAAUUACAACGAGCUUGAUGUCACCUCUACGGAUGAGCAAUGGGAUUCGAUCUCCGAAGAUGAAGCACUGAACACGACCGAGCUUGGAAUCCGUUACCCUCCUGGAUGUGUGGUGACUGUUGCUCGAGAAGCUGACGGACCACCAGCCAUUUAUCAAUUGAUCUCCGGAAUCAUUCCUCCGUUUACUUUUGGUCAGCAAUUUUCAAAUAAGCCCGUUCAUCCGAUUGUU